GAAUCGAACUGAAGAUCUAAUUCUCAGUGCGAGAAUGGCUUUUCAGUGUCGCACAUCACGCGGCUGACUUGUUUUUUUUCCGCGAUCCACAUUCAAUCAUUAAACGGGUGGUGGCGGGUAGAUUCGGAUGCAUUCUAUAUACAUUUAAUUUAAUUUGUUACUUGAAGGCGUUGUUGCCACAAGGGCGCAAGUCUAAGCAGAUCAACCGCUUAAUGCCUGAUAAGUACAUUUGUGCGCGCUUAAAGCCCAGUAAAAUAGCUAAAAGUCGUGUCAACACGAAACGCAAACAUAUUCCACGCACUGAGCCAACAUACAUACGUAGUACAUACAUAAAUUCGCACUGGUCAUUUGUACUUGGGCCGGUACCUCUUCUUGUAAUUGUAAUAGUAACCACAACCGCAGCCGUAGCCGGGUCUUGUGUAUUUACGACACAAUGAUCGUGGACGUGCAUCAUACAACUUUUAAUUGAAGUGUUAAAAUUGCCCACUUAACAUCAACUUAAGGUUAAGGUGUGCUGAACAAAAUUGUAUGUCUGUGUGACCACAACAGCUGUUCCAGCUCCAUGUGAGGCCGAAUAUCGAAAAAUCUACAAUGAAUCAAAAUAGCCUAGCCAAAGAGAAAAUUAAUCAAAUAACAAAAUAGCACUAUUAACAAAUAAAGCAGGUGAGAUCGAAAUGAAAAUCAGCGUCAAGUGGGCCCAAACUGACCCAGAACAUUCAGCCAAAAUAAUAAGGCCCAAAGUCCGUUAAGUUGUUAAUCGCCAGGAAAUGAUCUUCUUGAUCAAUUUCGUAGCGCUGCUAGGCUCCCGGAAUUUGACAAUGAAUUUCUUUGGCCAUGAUUAUUUGAGCGGAUUUCGGCGCAUCGAUCGAAUUGGUUCCUAUCCGACCCACACUUGGGUCGACAAGGACUCGUUUUAUCUCAAGGAGCCAUUCCUAUGGAACAAGCGUAAGGGCUCUAGAGUUAGUACAAUAAAUGACUGGCUGCAAAUACAAAUCGGUGGAUCGGUGGAUGUUAAAAAAAAGCCAAAAUGUCAAAAUCGCAUAAAAUCAACCAAAUACACAUUGAUCACAUUUCUGCCACAAAAUUUACUGGAACAAUUUCGGCGCAUAGCAAAUUUUUACUUCCUUGUGAUGACAAUAAUAUCCCUACUUAUCGAUAGCCCUGUGUCGCCGAUGACAUCACUUCUUCCACUCGUAUUUGUGAUCGCCGUGACUGCGGCUAAGCAGGGAUAUGAAGACGUCCUGCGCUACAGAACCGACAAUAUGGUCAACGCCUCUCCUGUGACAAUAAUUAGGGAAGGAAAGGAGGCGAUAAUCAAGUCACAGAACGUUGCACCUGGGGACCUUGUUGUUGUCGAGCGGGACUGUGAUGUGCCCUGUGACCUGGUACUUUUGCGCUCCACAGAUCCCCAUGGGAAGUGUUUCAUUACUACAGCAAACUUGGACGGCGAAUCCAAUUUAAAGACGUUGAUGAUUCCGCGGGAUCUACCAGACGUGGACCUGGAGGAAAUGCACAAGUUAGGCGUAAUUGAGUGCGAAGCUGCCACAACUGAUCUGUACAGCUUCAACGGAAAAAUCGAGCUCAAGAACGGCGAAGGACGAGUGUUACCACUGACCGCCGAGAACGUCCUGUUGCGAGGUUCCAGGGUAAAGAAUACAGAGUGUGUCAUUGGGUGUGCCGUCUACACAGGCAUGGUGACCAAGUUACAGCUGAACAGCCGCCUUACACGUAACAAAAAUUCCACCAGCGAGACGUACAUAAACCGAUUUCUGAUCGUCAUCCUUGUGGCUCUCAUCGCGAUAGUAACCUUGCUAUACUUCCUUAAGCGUUACAAUGAACUCUUUGUGAUACCAAAGCUGAACUACCUGGGGGAUGCGACAGAUAGCUAUAGUGUGAAACAAUUCCUGCAGGACUACUUAUCAUUCUUAAUCCUAUUCAACUACUUAAUUCCCAUCUCCCUCUAUGUGACCAUUGAGCUGCAACGAGUGAUCGGUAGUUUAUUUAUGGAAUGGGAUUUGGAGCUUUAUGAGAAGGAGACUGACCAGCCGUGUGUGGUUAACACAUCGAAUUUGAACGAGGAACUGGGCCAAAUUAAUAUACUCUUCUCAGAUAAAACGGGAACUCUAACUAAGAACGAGAUGAAUUUCCAGCAGUGUUCAAUAGCCGGUCGCAAAUUCCUCUUCAAAAAGUCUCGCCUGGAAGACGAUGAGACCAGCGCCUUAUUGGACAUCAACAAAUUCAAUGCCGACCAGCGAGUCUUCUUUCAGGCUCUUUCAAUUUGCCACACCAUUCAGGUGGCCUCCGACUUGUCGGAAGGAAGUGAGCCUAGCAGCACCAAAAAGGAACCGAAAAGUCCGGGAGCGGUUGCAAAAAUCAGAUCGGGACCCUCCGAUAUGUUCCCGAUAUCUGACAUUACUGAGGAGAGUCACAAUUCUAGUCAGCAGAGCGAACUCAAUGUGUCCCACGCCAUAGAGAAUUCGGUUUCGGCACACCCCAAUGGCAGCAACUCGACUUCCACGGCCUCUGACGUCAAUCCACUGUUAGUCACUGACGAUGGCUACAGUGUGGAGCGACGUAAGAGACCGGUGGUAAUCAAACGUAGCCCCAAUUUCGCACGCGCCGCUAACCGAGGACACAAUGCCCCCACUGGGGACUCGCAGUCCAUUCAGAACGAUCUGGGCUCGGUCGUUCAUUCUGCCCCACAAGGCUCUUCCAACAACCGACCCAUUUCUCUGCAGUUCCAGCGCUCUACGUCAGAAAAAGACUUGCCCCAGUACGCGGAGGCACAUUCACUAUCGUUGGGCCACCGACGAGCCCACUCCUAUGGGGCACCUAAUGCUUACCUUACCAGUCCGAUAGCUGCAGAUGCCCCAGCCCCCAACGUCAUGUUCCGAUCCCCAAGUACCACCUCCCGGGAGUCCUAUGCCGCACCUAUGUUUACUCGCCAACCCACCAUCCUGGUUCGUGCUGAAUCACAACGAAGGAAGAAGGAGAUCCACGACUUUAUAUUUACUUUGGACUAUCAGGCCUCCAGUCCAGACGAGAAAGCCUUGGUAGAAGCUUGUGCCAAUUUGGGCAUGGUCUACCUGGGAGACGACGAUGAAAUUCUCCGGAUUCGAAUCGUGCCUCCACACGUAGACUACAAGCGAUCAUUUACGAGUUUCCAUCCAAAGGAGGAAACGUUUCAGCGAUUGCACGUCCUGGAAUUUACGUCUGAUCGCAAGCGCAUGAGUGUCAUUGUGAUGGACGGUGAAGACAGAAAAUGGAUAUACACCAAGGGAGCUGAAAGCUACGUCUUUCCGUUGUGUGCCAACAGCUCAGCGGCUAGGAUCGCUCAGACAGAUGCCCACAUUAGUGAUUUUGCCCGCCUAGGUCUUCGCACCUUAGCUAUAGCGCGACGAUUGAUCACUGAAAAGCAGUACCAAGACUUUCUAGUCGAACUGUCACAAGCCAACAGCUCCCUCGAGAAUCGAAAGCAGCUGAGCGAGGAAUGUUAUGCGAGAAUCGAAUGCAAUCUGGACCUUCUGGGUGCGACGGCCGUGGAAGAUGCCUUGCAGGACGACGUGGCCGAUACUCUAGUUUCACUGCAGGCGGCUGGAAUCAAGAUCUGGGUCCUGACAGGCGAUAAAGUGGAAACGGCUUUGAACAUUGCUCUGUCCUGCGGACACAUACCGCCCGAUGCAAAGAAAUACUUCAUAAUCGACUGUAAAAACCGAGAAGAAAUGUUACUGCAUUUAAACGCCCUGGAUCGAGAAGUAAUCUUUGGUAUGGGCCAAGACUGUGCCCUUUUAAUUGAUGGAAAGAGUCUAAGCGUUGCGUUGACGGAAGCCAGCUCCGAAUUUCGGGACGUGGCCGUUAAGUGCACUGCCGUGUUGUGCUGUCGAUUGAGUCCUUUACAGAAAAGUGAGGUCGUAUCCCUGAUCAAGUCUUCCAACGAAAACUACAACACGGCUUCCAUCGGCGACGGUGCCAACGAUGUGUCCAUGAUUCAAGAGGCCCAUGUGGGCAUCGGAAUCAUGGGACGCGAGGGCAGGCAGGCGGCACGCUGCGCGGACUUUGCCUUUGCUAAGUUCUGCAUGCUGAAACGGCUGUUACUAGUCCACGGCCACUAUCACAGUGUGCGACUGUCCCUGCUGGUGCUUUAUUUCUUCUACAAAAACAUAGUCUUCAUGGGCAUCAUGUUCUUGUUCCAAUUUCACACGCUCUUCUCCUCAUCUUCCGUAUACGACUCUCUCUUCCUAACACUCUACAAUGUGAUAUACACGUCCCUGCCGAUCCUUUUCAUAGCUAUCUCUGAAAAACCCUACACAGAGGAUAAGCUUAUGCGAACACCAAAAUUAUAUAAAAAGAACACGGAUAACAAACAAUUGCAGUGGCCGUACUUUCUCAUGUGGGUUUUGUUUGCCGUCUAUCACUCCGUCAUCAUAUUCUACUUUGCUUUUUGCCUAUUUUCGUACAAUAACGUUAUCCUGAAUAUUGGACAGACAGCGGCAUUUUCCUGCUUCGGUACACUACUAAUGUGGACUGUGGUAAUUGUCGUAAACCUUAAGCUUUGGCUGGAGUCGAUGUACCUCUCCUACUGGUACAUUUUUACCAUCGUUAUUUCCAUUCUGGGCUUUAUAAUUACCACAAUUAUCUAUAACGUUAUAAAUUUGGACUUUGACACCGACAUUUACUGGGCCUAUAAUAAUCUAUUAGCUUCGCUACCGACCUGGUUGUGGAUCUUACUAACGUGUGUGGCGUGCCUAGUACCCGAUUACACCAUCCGAAUGCUGCAGAGGGCACUGAACAUCAAGAACUUCAGCAUUUUUCCUGGAAAUCAACGAAAACUUAAGAUGCGCGAAAAGUUUGAAUCCACCUACUUGUAAUCUAUCCUAGACUAUAUAUAGCUUUUAUACUUUUCAAUUAUUUAUUUAUACUGUGUAGAUUUUUUUCAAAAAUACAACUUUUUGUUUGUUAAACAUUUUA
Drosophila ananassae is the source of this 4968-nucleotide messenger RNA. RefSeq names its product phospholipid-transporting ATPase IF. The record is from RefSeq and is a predicted model, not a curated record. Gene Ontology annotation, biological process: phospholipid translocation. The transcript is spliced from 10 exons. The coding region runs from base 768 to 4868 and encodes 1366 amino acids. NCBI's taxonomy places the organism in Eukaryota, Metazoa, Arthropoda, Insecta, Diptera, Drosophilidae. Gene Ontology annotation, cellular component: plasma membrane; trans-Golgi network; endoplasmic reticulum. Gene Ontology annotation, molecular function: ATP binding; ATPase-coupled intramembrane lipid carrier activity; magnesium ion binding.